This is a messenger RNA of Gigantopelta aegis, 3141 nucleotides long. Its product is annotated as trafficking protein particle complex subunit 1-like. Gene Ontology annotation, cellular component: TRAPP complex. Lineage: Eukaryota; Metazoa; Mollusca; Gastropoda; Neomphalida; Peltospiridae. The coding region runs from base 66 to 503 and encodes 145 amino acids. The transcript has 4 exons. The record is from RefSeq and is a predicted model, not a curated record. Gene Ontology annotation, biological process: endoplasmic reticulum to Golgi vesicle-mediated transport.
AGUAGAUUUGUGGCAGGGCACAUCCGGAACGGAGGAAGGCGUUGGAUCUAAAUAAAUAUUAGGCUAUGACUGUAUUUAAUUUAUAUAUAUUUGGCAGAAAUGGAAAUUGUCUUUAUUAUACGGAAUGGAAUCGCAAACAACAUUUGGACAUGGAAAAAGAUCAGGAGUAUAAACUGAUGUAUGGAAUGAUUGUGUCCAUCAAAUCUUUUGUCAGCCGCAUUUCACCAUAUGAUAUGAAAGAUGGCUUCCAAACAUUCAAGACAAACAAAUACAAGCUCCAUUUUUACGAGACACCCAGUGGGUUGAAGUUCAUCAUGAAUACAGACUUAAGUGUCCCCAAUAUCAAAGAUGUCCUGCAACAGAUUUACAGCUCAAUAUAUGUUGAAUACGUGAUAAAGAAUCCACUCCAUGUGCUAGGGGCACCCAUCACAAGUGACUUGUUCAAGACCAAACUCGAUGACUAUGUUCGAGGGCUGCCCUUUUUUCCAGUCAAAGUUUCAUAACAAACAACCAAAUAAAAUUUAUAUUUGAUGUAGAGGAGAAAUGUUGUUGACACUCCAUUUUGGCUGAAUAUGAGAUGUCUUCAGGGCUAGCUCUGGGGGAUCAGAACAUUUUGCCAAAUUAUCUUUAAAAAAUGCAAAACCUACAGCUAUUUUCGACAAAAAUAUAAAUUAUAAAACAAUAUUUUUUCGCCAAAUUAAAAUAAAAUUCGCCAUUUGUUGUCAAAAUUCGCAGUUGGUGAAUUUGGCGAGUGGCAGAGCUAGCCCUGUGUCUGGCUUUAUUCUUUAAGUGUCACAGUUAAUUUUCGUGAUGUACAUUAACAUGGUCCUGCCUAGGAAUGGGCAAGUGGUGGAAAUGACAUUCUAUAGGCAGGCUGGUGUAAAAUUCAAGACUUUUAACGUCAAACCUGGAAGAUGAAGAAGUGGGAGGUUCCUGAUCAGUCUGGAGCUCAGACUUCUUGGACUCAUUUGGUUCAGGGCAACACUUCUGUUGGGGGAUCCCCAUACACUAAAGAAUUCUAGUACCGGUAUUUGUACAGUCAAUCUGAUAAAACACACACACACACACACAGAGUUAAAAUUUGACUAUUGGAUGUCAAACAUUCAGUAAUAGCGACAUAUAGUCAUCAGGGUUUCUGCCAGAAAAAACAUGAUUGGGGGGAUCAGACCGGCAGAGGGGGCUUUGCCCCCGACCGUGCCCCAUAGGUGCAUUGUGGGGGGGGGGGGGUCUGGGGGCAAAACAGCUAGAUAAUUAACAUUAGCUAAUUAACAUAUUCUCUCUACCUAGCAUUUUCUUAGAAAAUGUUAUGCUAAGAGCUAAAAAUUAUCUUAAAAACCCCACUGCUCUGCAGAUUGAUGGGUGGGAUAUCUCCCCACAUGUCAAAAUCAUGGGGGGGGAUUAUCCCCCCCUCUGUAUGAAACCCUGGUCAUAGAGAGGAAUCCCGCUACAUUUUUCGAUUGGUAAUGAGGGAUCUUUUAUAUGCACCAUCCUGCAGAUGGCCUUUGAUAUACCAGUCAUGGAGCACUGGCUGGAACGAGAAAUAGUACAAUGGGCCCACCAACGGGGAUCGAUCCCAACAGACCGCGCAUCUGGCGAGCACUUUACCACUGGGCUAUGUCCCACCCUCUAAAGAAUUCUAGUAGUUGUAAGAUCAAUCUGAUAAACACACACACAUACAGAGACUGACCUGCUGUGGCAUAGAGACCUGGUCUAACUCUGACUUUAUUUAUUUUCUUCUAUCCCAGUGCCCCCUUUUCUUUCUCUCCUUUGAAUUCCAUUCAAUAUCUUCCUGAUCUGGCAGCUCCUCCUAUGUUUCAACUUCUUUUGCUGUCCACAUCCCAGUCCUUGUCUAGUGUAAUGUUUUUUUUUUUUUUUUUUUUUUUUCCCAGUGCCCCCUUUUCUUUCUCUCCUUUGAAUUCCAUCUCAUUUCUUACCGAUCUUACAGUUCCUCCUAUGUUUUAACUUCUUUCACUGUCCACCAUCACAUUCCACUCGUCUCUCCAACCGCAACAUUUUCUUGUCUCUUGUGGCUAUCCAUGCCAUGCACCUGCCAAUUCCCAUCAGCUGGCUUUAUUACACGGACAUAGUAUUAUAAAUGGUGGUUGACAGCAAUGCAACUUUAAAAUGACCGAUGGACCCAACCAGUGCUGGCCACUGAGUAGAACACUUGACAUGGUGGAAUCUGGUCUAAAUGGAAUUGCCAUCACCAUCGGCCUAAUGUGAAGAUUGUCUGGCAUGGUGAUUAUGUGCAGACUAUAUUUUUAACCAUGUGCUCAUUCACAAAUCUAUAAACAUUGCUACAAGUAGGAACUAGGGAUGUGGUGGAGAGACAGGACUGUUGACCAUUGUAAACUUUUGCCAGUCUAUAAAUAGUAUGCUGGAGGGGGGGGGGGGGCGGUUUGAUAAAAGCAAACAUUUAGAAAAAAAAUGUUGAUGAAAUAUUCCUUACAAAAUGAAAAUUUAUAGUGUUUGAUUUUUUUAGGGGGGUGGGGGUACCAAAAAAAGGAGAAAAGAGUAUGGUUUGUAAAUUAAAUUGUAUGCUAAUAAAAACGUUAAUAAUUGUGGAUGGCCCCUAAACAAAAUAACUUUUAGAACAUCUGAAAAUUGUCGUUGAAAACAUCACCAUUUUGUUCCGUUUCUAAAACACAUUUGAUGACAUCCAAAGAAAAUAUUUAUAUGAGAAGAAUUUCUCCACAACUCCUAAAUAACUUGUGUCUACCCUCCAUCAGCUCUCGCACUUAAAUAUCAUUCCUGGAGGUCCAGCAUGCAAAUACAUAUUUAACAUUAAAACUGUGCGUUGAUUCUGUAUAAUGACAUGUACAUUAUGAUGUAACAAGAGCAUAUACACCGUCCUGGUUGUACCCAAAUGUUUUGUUUUAGAAAAACUUCUAAUUGUGCUGACAAAUACAAAAUGUUUGCUUAAGCAGCUCUAAAUUUUCUUUUUUAAUAAUAUGUUGGGUUUUUUUUGGUUUAAAAUGUUAUAAAAGUUGGUACGAGUUUAAAACUUAAUACAUGUACUAUGUUUUUAUACAAGUUUUAGACGUUUUCAGUGUAACUUACGUGUGUAUCCAAUUCAUUCAUUACCAUUGGAAGUAGUUGUGGAUGUAUCAUUAUUAUCCCAAAUAAUUAACAAAGAUAAAA